Messenger RNA from Chiroxiphia lanceolata (lance-tailed manakin), 2334 nucleotides. Its product is annotated as maestro heat-like repeat-containing protein family member 6. The transcript is spliced from 15 exons. Bases 41 to 2224 code for a protein of 727 amino acids. Lineage: Eukaryota; Metazoa; Chordata; Aves; Passeriformes; Pipridae. Gene Ontology annotation, cellular component: cytoplasm. The record is from RefSeq and is a predicted model, not a curated record.
GGAAGACCCUGGAGCUGCCCCAUCCCAGCACCUGGAGAAGAUGGAGCAGUUGCAUCCCCUGCAGGAAGAUCCAGGACGGGACCAGACACGAGAGCAGGACCGCGCCCAUGGCUGCUUCCGCAGGGCAGCACAGGCCUUUCUGAAAUUCUUGGGCGUUCGGCGUAAUAGGACCACAACCAAACCAACUGAGGUCAUGGCACAGCCUGACCCCAGCCCGACUGAGCUCAAGGCAGACCCUGAUGUCACCACCGCGCUGACUGAUGGCACAGGAUGCUGUGAUACCCCAACGAUUGUUCACGCAACAAAGUCUGACCCUGCUUUGAGUGAUGCUACAACAGACCCUGACAGCCCAUCGAUGGAUCGCACUGCAACCCCUGACAUCCCGUUGAGCGAUGAACCAACAAACUCUGGCCCUGCACCGCCCGAUCUCACUGCGGAGGCCGAUGCUGCAAUGACCGAGGGCACUGCAGACACUGACCUCGUGCCCAGGGAGAGUGUGAAUUCUGCUCCCACUCCAGAUAUUUUUGAGGGGAAUGGUGUCUCCAGUCCAGAGCAAGUGCCAGCCUUCAUCAGGAAUGUGCACCAGAGACUGACAGCCAACGUGACUCCAGAAGAGAAGCUGCUGGCGGAGUUUCUGAGGGUGACUGAGGCACACCCUGCUGAUGUUGUGCUCACCCUCCUACGCUGUGCCCCAUCGUGUGACAGAGCUGCUGCAACCCUGUGGAAGAUCAUCGCCUCAUCAGGAAGGACAGUGGCAAAGGUGCUGCCAGAGCUGCUCCCCGUGAUGGAGGACUGGCCACUGCACAGCACGUCCACCUCUGACGGGGACAAAACACAUGUCUUUGCCCUGGCUGCAACCAGGGUGAUUUGGGAGAUUCUCCAGAUGCUCCAGGGCCCAGAGCCAUUGAGAAAGUAUUCCCCCCGUCUCCUCGUGGAUCUGCUCUUCCAGAUUUCCAUCAGCCCAGAGCAGAUGCCAGAGGAAGUUGACACCUUGUGGAGGGAAUGCCAGAAGCAAUACGACCUUCCAACAGACUCCAAGAGGUUUGCAGUGCUGACCCUCAAAGCCCUGCUUCAUCUGGAGUGUGAAGGUGUCGUGCUUUCAAUGGAACGGAAGCGUGGCUGGGACACGCUCCUCAGCGCCGACACCCACCACUACGCAGUGGGUCUGCUGGCCAGGGAGAUGCUCCGUGCCUCGAGCCCCUUGUAUUACCGGAUUGCCCGCUGCCUGCUGAGGCUGCUCACCAGGGAAAAGACCUCCUGGGAGCUCCCUGCCAUGGCAUUCCUUGUGGAGGUCCUGGACUACCUGGACAUGACUGAAUGGAGCGACAGCAUCCUGGAGGUCCUUUCAAGGCACCUGUGGAGCGAGCGCCCAGAGAUGCGUCGCCUGGUGCUGAGAAGCCUCGUGGUGCUGAGCAAGGAUCCUGUGAUGGCUGACGGCAUGUGGAGCCUGACACAGAGCCUCAUGGACGUACUGUGGGAUACAGACGGAGACUUGGUCUGGGCGACCCUCACUGUAUUCAUCAAUGAAGUCCAGGACAGAGACAUCCGAAUCUCCACCCCCACUGCCCUGCAGCUGGCUGAGAUGCUCCAACCACUCUUUGGCCACGACAACAUCCAUGUGCAGGUGCUCUCCAUUUACCUCUUCCGAAAGGUGAUGGAGUUGGGAGUGGAGGAGAGUAAACAACCCCUGAAGACACGUGUCACCUACAGCCUGCUCCCACUUUUUUUCCACUGGCAUAAUGAGAACCAGGACGUGGCAGAAGCCUCUCGGGGAGCGCUGCUUCGUGCAGCGGGGUUGCUGAAGAGGAAGGAUCUCGUGAAGCUGCUGAAGACAGAGCAGCCUUGGAGGUUCAGUGAGUGCCUGCUGGAAAAGGAGCGGGGUCGAGUGGCCGAGUACCUGCGCCAGGCCCUGUCGUACCUGGAGAGCCCACAGGAGCCCCUGCGAGAGGCGGCCCUCAAGUUCAUUGGGAUGGCCGGGAGGUACCUGCGGGGACAGCCUGAAGAGCUGCAGGACAUCAUCGAGACUCUUCAGGGUCUGAGGAAUGACACCAGCCCCGCCAUCUCAAGCCUGGCGCUUCAGAGCUGCAAAGAGAUCGAAGCUGCUCAGAGAGCUGCAUCCCCCCAGCUGCAGCAGCUGCCAGACUGGCUGUGCGGGGCCUGCCGGAGCUGUCCUGCUCUGCGGGGCAGUUUCUGGCUGUGCUGCCAGAGCUCUGGGGAGGCUUGAUGUGGGAAGCGGUGUCUGCUGCGGCCACGUGAGCCUGCGAGGAAGACCCCUGCUGUGGAAGCACUUCCCUCUAGUCCAGCAUAGGAAUAUAAAAUUCCUCUUGCCACACA